AUGUUUUCGCCCGCCGUCGAGGCUGUCGAAGCCUCACUGGCCAAGGCCGCUGCUGCUCCCGCGGAGACACCAGAGGAGGCGAAAGUUGAGAAGAAGGAAAAUUCCCCCAAAGACUUGGCCAAGCUGGCCCAACGGUUCAGCGGCCGCUUGUUUGGCGCUGUCGGCAAGAAGAAGAAAGAGCCCACAAAGAAGCCCGAGCCCACACAGGAAGAAGAGGCCAAAUUGGCAGCCCCCGCUGAGCCCGCGCCCGUCUCCGACGCUGCCCCGCAGAUUCCUGCCAACACUACGCCCGAGGUCUCGCAGGCGGCCACCAAGCCCGCCCCUGUCUUCAUCGCGAUAGAGACCGAGCUCUUGGAAAACAAGCCGAGCUUCUCAAACAACGCUGCUUUCAGAGCAGCUCUGCACGACAAGAUCGGCCAGGAGGUUGUCCGAGGGUUACUUGGUCUCUGA
This is a messenger RNA of Puccinia triticina, 450 nucleotides long. RefSeq lists its product as uncharacterized. The transcript is spliced from 5 exons. Bases 1 to 450 code for a protein of 149 amino acids. NCBI's taxonomy places the organism in Eukaryota, Fungi, Basidiomycota, Pucciniomycetes, Pucciniales, Pucciniaceae. The record is from RefSeq and is a predicted model, not a curated record.